GCCCCAGGACUGGAGGGGCUCGGGGAACGCCGUGCCCUAGUCGCCCCGGGGUGGCAGUUCCCGUUAACCUUAGCCACAAAGUCAAAGACGGCCGGGCAGGGAGCUGGGCUGAUGCAGACAGGCCUCUGGGGAUGGAGAAUGGCCUGGUUGGCGGCACAGCAGAUGGGCUGGUGAUGAAGAUCAAGCAGGAGAAGCCCGAGUGGCUGCUGCAGACGCAGGCCGUGCUUUCGCAGAAGGAUAAGAACAUUUUCCGGCCCUGUCGGGCGCCCGCACCAUACCAGACGGCGGCGAGGAAGCCUCGAGCCUGGGGGCGCCCGGACAAGAUAGGGGGUCCAAGAUGGGCCCCUCCCCCUGAGCAGGAAGUGGGGCCGGCAGGCCGGGCCCCGGGGGCGGCUCCCGGCCCCCUGAGCCCGGCUCUUCCUGCCGGCGAGGGUCACUUCGUGUGCCCGGACUGCGGGAAGAGGUUCAGCUGGUGGUCGUCGCUGAAGAUCCACCAGCGCACGCACACGGGCGAGAAGCCGUACCCGUGCGGCAAGUGCGGCAAGAGCUUCAGCCAGAAGCCCAACCUGGCGCGCCAUCAGAGGCACCACACGGGCGAGCGGCCUUUCUGCUGCCCCGAGUGCGCCCGGCGCUUCAGCCAGAAGCAGCACCUGCUCAAGCACCAGAAGACCCACUCCCGGCCCGCCACCCACCCGUGCCCCGAGUGCGCGCGCUGCUUCCGCCACCAGGUGGGCCUCCGCAUCCACCAGCGUGCGCACGCCGGGACCGCCAGGUCGCUCUGCAACGAGUGCGGCAAGAGCUUCUCGUGGUGGUCGGCGCUCACCAUCCACCAGCGCAUCCACACGGGCGAGCGGCCCUACCCCUGCCCCGAGUGCGGCCGCCGCUUCAGCCAGAAGCCCAACCUGACGCGCCACCGGCGCAACCACACGGGCGAGCGGCCCUACUUGUGCGCCUCCUGCGGCCGCGGCUUCAGCCAGAAGCAGCACCUCCUCAAGCACCAGCGCGUUCACCUGGGGGCUCUGGCGCCCACCCUCAGCGCCAAGGGAGACGCGCUCUAGUGCGGCUGGACCCACGCAGGCCGGUGGGCGGGGUGGGAGGAGGCUUGUCUGGUGCGUGUGGGCGAGUGACCAGGAAUGAUGGCGCUUAGAACUGCAGGGGCUAACACCCUCUCCAAAGGUGCCUUCCUCAAGGCUCUGAGACCUGACAACAGAUUCCAGGAGCCUCCCAAAAAGGGGAUCGGGAAAAGUCCGGGGAAGGGUCAAAGGCAGAAAUGUCACAUCCUGCACUGUGGAGCCUGGAUGUGUCCUUCCUUGGAGGUGGGACCCCAGCUCUCAGGCACUGAAUGAGGGAGCUGUUGGAGGCCCUGGGUGAGAUGGCCCAGAUCUGGACUGGUCAGCUGUGGCUGUCCAGGGUCCAUCCCGGUGGGGGAGGGGGAGUCUCAACAGACUGAGAGAUACCCAGAUGGGAGCUAGAAGCUGCAGCUGGGGAGGGGCGAGCAAGUCCCCAGUGCGAGGCCAGUGCCCAGCACUUAAUGGCCACUCAUGUGUUAGGAAGGCGUGAAUGGCUUGAUGGCCCUCAACCCCGAGUGCCCCACUGCCCUGGGUGCUAUCGUGGGCGGCCUGACCCUAGGACUGUGGUGUGUGUGUGUGUGACGGUCGCGGCUGGUACUCGGAGGGUGGUCUCACUGGGGUUUGGUUCCUUGGGGAGGGCCCUGCAGAGGGAGGGUGCCCAGCGUGCUGCUCCUGCUUGGUGGGAGCUGCCUGGGACCCUUAUUGAUGAUGAUGUCGCAGAAGAGAGAAAUGAAGGACUGACUGCCUCA
Molecule: messenger RNA, 1819 nt
Organism: Odocoileus virginianus texanus
Lineage: Eukaryota; Metazoa; Chordata; Mammalia; Artiodactyla; Cervidae
Gene: ZNF775
Product: zinc finger protein 775
Source: RefSeq, a predicted model, not a curated record